AUGGGGAAUCUCUCCAACGGAGACCAUGGGGAAGGUAAGUACUGUUUGCCCUCUCAGCUCACACUCAAUAGAGGUUGUCACUACCCUAGUGGAUGUGAUUUUUUUAAACACAGAACUCAACUUAAAAAAAAAACAAAACAAGAAGAACCCAGCAAUAGAGCAAUGUGUCCCUCAACGGUCUCUUUUCAUCCCCAGAUUAUCUUUUACGAGGACAAGAACUUCCAGGGCCGGAGCUAUGAGUGCGGCAAUGACUGCACGGACCUUCAUUCCUACUUCAGCCGCUGUAACUCCAUCCGGGUGGAGAGCGGCUGCUUCAUGAUCUACGAGCGACCCAACUUCAUGGGCCACCAGUACUUCAUGAGAAGGGGCGAGUACCCUGACUACCAGAGGUGGAUGGGUUUCAGCAGCUGCAUACGCUCGUGCCGGAUGAUUCCCGUGUAUCGAGGCUCCUACAGAUUGCGGAUCUACGAGAAGCCCGACUUCAGCGGUCACAUGAUGGAAUUCAUGGAUGACUGUCCCUGUGUGUCUGAUCGUUUCCAUCAUCGCCACGUUUACUCUUGUAAUGUUAUGAAUGGCUUCUGGAUCUUUUACGAGUACCCCAAUUACCGAGGCAGACAGUACUUCCUAAGGGCUGGGGAGUACAGGAGGUACCGCGAUUGGUGUGCCACCUGCGCCAUCGUUGGAUCCUUCAGGAGGGUCACCGAAUUUUAGCCAUGAAGCGAAACCUUGCUGGCUGCUCAGAAAGCUUUGGGCAGAAGUGACUAAAAGCUUCACCAUGUGGAAUUGAAGCCAAUCCGGAGCUGGUUCCAAGAUUUUUUUAUUUAUUUAAAAAUUGUACAGUUCUGGAUUUUUCUUGCUGUUCCAGUUAAGAAAAAGGAAGUACCUUUCACAAUAA
Cololabis saira (Pacific saury) is the source of this 895-nucleotide messenger RNA. RefSeq lists its product as uncharacterized. The coding region runs from base 1 to 711 and encodes 236 amino acids. Gene Ontology annotation, biological process: visual perception; lens development in camera-type eye. The transcript is spliced from 4 exons. Lineage: Eukaryota; Metazoa; Chordata; Actinopteri; Beloniformes; Belonidae. The record is from RefSeq and is a predicted model, not a curated record. Gene Ontology annotation, molecular function: structural constituent of eye lens.